Hansenula anomala is the source of this 528-nucleotide messenger RNA. RefSeq names its product Vps68p (gene VPS68). The record is from RefSeq and is a predicted model, not a curated record. Gene Ontology annotation, cellular component: fungal-type vacuole membrane; Vps55/Vps68 complex. Bases 1 to 528 code for a protein of 175 amino acids. Gene Ontology annotation, biological process: late endosome to vacuole transport via multivesicular body sorting pathway; protein targeting to vacuole. The transcript is spliced from 2 exons. NCBI's taxonomy places the organism in Eukaryota, Fungi, Ascomycota, Saccharomycetes, Phaffomycetales, Wickerhamomycetaceae.
AUGGAACAAGACAGACUUUUCAGAUUUCAACCUUUCAAACUUCCAAACUCAACUGCAUUAAGAUCAAUUGGUGUUUAUACAUCUGGUGCAUUAUAUGCUAUAGGAUUUUGGGCAUUCAUUGAUGCAGUUAUAUAUAGUAAGACUGUGAAUGCUUCAGAUGUUCAUGUUACAUUUGUUGAUUGGAUUCCAAUAAUUUGUUCAACAUUAGGGAUGCUGAUUGUUAAUUCAAUUGAAAAAAACAAACUAUUGAAUGAUGCCUUAGGUGGUGGUUCAAGUUUCGGUGGCUCAAGCUCAACUACAUGGCAAGCUCGUGUUAUCUUAUUCUUAGGUUUUAGUUUGUUGGCUGGUGGUAUUGCUGGCUCAAUUGUUGUUUUAAUUUUGAAAUUCUUAAUCAAACAUUACACUUUCCCAACUUUAGGUAUGGGUGUUUCAAAUGUUGUUGCAAAUGGUUCAAUAAUGUUGAGUUGUAUUGUUUUAUGGAUUGCUCAAAAUAUUGAAGAUGAGUACUCUUACUCUUUGGCUUUAUAA